AUGUUCGACCGGAACAAGGUCAGCCUGGACUUCCCGGGCAAUUUGUUUGGACCGUCCGUGUCCCUCCUAAUUCGCACCACUAAGGUCAUCGGCGAUGUAAUACAGAAUUCAGCGGUGCGCUACCAGAGCUUCUUACGACUUUUCCGGCCCUUGUUCCGCGGACCCUUUGAAAUUAAGGGUCUUGACCCAGCCACCACAACAACAACUACUACCACCACCACUACAACAACCAGCGCACCAAUUAUCGGCGACAACGAAGUGCGUCGAUGA
Parnassius apollo (apollo) is the source of this 270-nucleotide messenger RNA. NCBI's taxonomy places the organism in Eukaryota, Metazoa, Arthropoda, Insecta, Lepidoptera, Papilionidae. The record is from the annotation of a GenBank genome assembly.